CAUCCAGUUUUCAUUGAGAGGAACCCUCUGUACAGUCAGUGCGCAGGCGCUGUAUGACGGCCUCGGGGUCACGUGUCCCGUGAUCGCCCUGCUGUUUUGUUCGGCAGCCCCAGGCGCUGGACGGACUCAGCUGGCAGGAGGGACGCGGUGUUCGGUGAUGUGCUUAGUCCUGUUAGGCUUAACGGCUAAGCUCGGUAAAUCCUUCAGGAAGCAAGGAUAUGUGAAAUAACGGGAAUAAAAACAAAGUAGCAGUCAUUGUUAAUAAACAGAAGACAGCAGGUGACAGAUUGGCUUACCCCCUCUGUCCCCCUGAGCGUCACCGCACGGUCAGUCCGUUAUACUGAUCAUCAGUCCUUAUAAAUGGGAAUUUAAAUGCCGUGCUGGUGUCUCUGAGUCUCCGUUGUUUAAAAAUGGGCUCGAUACUCAGCCGCAGAAUCGCUGGGGUGGAAGAUGUAGAUAUCCAGGCUAAUUCAGCCUACAGAUACCCGCCUAAGUCUGGAAACUAUUUUGCCAGUCAUUUCUUUAUGGGGGGCGAGAAGUUUGACACGCCCCACCCAGAAGGAUAUCUCUUCGGGGAGAACAUGGACCUUAACUUCCUGGGAAACAGGCCAGUGCAGUUUCCAUACGUGACCCCUGCCCCCCACGAACCUGUGAAGACCCUGAGGAGUCUGGUGAACAUCCGGAAGGACUCCCUGCGCCUGGUCAGGUACAAAGAGGAUGCAGAGGGCCCCCCCGAGGACGGCGCUCAGCCCCGGGUGCAGUACUGCGUCGAGUUCACCUUCGACGCUGAUGCCCGUGUGGCCAUCACCCUUUACUGCCAGGCGCACGAGGAGUUCUCCAACGGCACGGCCAUUUACACCCCGAGGUGUCCCACCAUGAUCUCGGAGACAGUUCACUACAAGCGGGGGGUCAGCCAGCAGUUCUCCCUGCCAUCCUUCAAGAUCGACUUCUCAGAGUGGAGCGAAGAUGAGCUGAACUUCGACCUUGACAGGGGUGUCUUUCCCAUGGUGAUCCACGCCGUCGUGGACGAAGGAGACGAUGGCCUGGGGCAUUCGCACGUUCUGCUGGCCGCUUUCGAGAGACAUGUCGACGGAAGUUUCUCAGUGAAGCCUUUGAAGCAGAAGCAAAUUGUGGACCGGGUCAGCUACCUGCUGCAGGAGAUCUACGGGAUUGAAAACAAGAACAACCAGGAAACAAAGCCAUCGGACGACGAGAACAGCGACAACAGUAACGAGUGUGUGGUGUGCCUGUCGGACCUGCGCGACACCCUCAUCCUGCCCUGCAGACACCUCUGCCUCUGCAACUCCUGCGCAGACACGCUGCGCUACCAGGCCAACAACUGCCCCAUCUGCCGGCUGCCAUUCCGAGCCCUGCUGCAGAUCCGUGCCGUGAAGAAGAAGCCGGGGAGCCUCUCGCCCGUGUCCUUCAGCCCCGUGCUGGCACAGUCCAUGGAGCACGACGACCACUCAAGCGCGGAGAGCGUGCCGCCAGGCUUUGAACCCAUCUCCCUACUGGAGGCGCUCAACGGGCUGCGAGCCGUGUCCCCUGCCGUGCCGUCGGCCCCCCUGUAUGAUGAGUUGGGCUUCUCUGGCGGGCUGGGGGUGGAGCGCUCGCUUAGCUCCCCGGAGCACAUCGGCGACAGCGGUGGCCAGCAGAAUACCAAGGCCAGCAAGUCUCCCGACAGUGCCUCGCUGAGGUCACCGUCAUCCCCGAUCUGCGAGGAGGAUGAGGAGAAGCUGGCAGAGCAGGCGGAAGGGCAGCCUGACACGCUGCGCUCCGGCAGCCCGCCCCCCCAGGAGGUGGCAGCGGCUGAGGAGCCCGUGGGUCCUGUUACCCUGGAUGAAGCUGUUGUUACCACUCUCUGCCCCCCACCCCCAGACGACUGCCCCCGCUCUGCGGGUGAGAUCUUCCAGGACUGCGUGAGCGAGCGCAGUAGCCUGACUAAGCCUGAGAGCACCCCACUGGGGGAGCUGUCCCUCCCAGCGUCCUCAGAGUCCAUGGAGAGUCUGAAGAGCCACAGCACCCGCAGCUCCAGCCAGCCCCUCCUCUGCCCCUCCGGCAGCCUGCGUGUGGAGGACGAGCACCUGGGCCCUUAGUGUGUCCAUGCGCACACACACGCGCUCACACGUAGACUGCCGCCCCCCCCCCUCUGCUGCUUGACCUUCAAUUACACUGAGAUGUGGCUUCCCUGACAGCCCUGCACACUGCUACGGUGUUAAAGGGCCUGCCCCCCCCCAGCCACACCCCAAGCUCCACACUAUGGUACGGAAAUAUUCUCUGGCCCAUUGUUCCCAGUUUGACUUGAAUGGUGACCUGAAGUUCAGAAACCAUGGGUCUGCACCCUGAAAACACUGGCCUCUAACAUCAGUCCUACUACUACUGCUACUAUGACUAUUAUUAUUAUUGUUGUUAUUGUUGUUGUCAUUGUUACCGUUAUUAGUGUCAUUAUGCUGCCCUAUUGUCUCCCAAUAAGGGUCACACUCAAUUAUAAAUGUAUUGAAAUAAAUUGGAAUCGGACCUCAUUUGAACUAAUGAACAUCCGAUGUUACAGUCUUGCCAGUUAUCUGUGUUUGACACUAAACACGUUUCUAAUUUUAUUUAGUUGCAACAUUUCUAACUCGUUCUGGGAAUCAGCGUUAAUAUUGCCUGGGAACUGAGCCACGGCCACUUUUCGCUCUUUCUUGCGGUUGAAGGUGGAUAUUUUUUUGUAAAGUUUCCUUUAAGGAGACGGCGCGGGCGGAGCGCAGUGAUUGACGACGCUCCCUGUGGCCUUAAUGUCAUGUAAUGGGUGUCGGUGGGGAAAUGUGCGAACGCUACGGACCUCAUGCAUGAACGUAUGAUCCCACAGUUACCCGUUAGAUUCCCGAUUACUGUCUCGGGAGGCUGUUCUGCUUGUUAAUAUGGUACCAAUUUAGCGGCGUUUCUUUGUAACCGUGUUCGGAGCAGAACCGCGAUAACGUGAUACCGUCGGUUCACCUUAGAGAAGCCCGGAUCCAAAGAGCGCAGCUGGGCUCUGCUUGCUUCGGGGACCUUUGGGCUGCAUGCUCCCGCUCCUCCUUUUCUCCUGUUCCAGGCACCUUCGAGCUAUACGAUCCUGCUCCCCCUUUUUAGGUGAUCUCGUUUUUACUGCGAUCGGAGCGUAAUUUACGCAAUUAAAGCGACUGGUGCCCUCUGCCUUCAGAUGUUACGCGUGCGUCAUGGUAUAACGCCAGAAAUACAGGUUCUAGUUCAGGUGUUUGGAUAAGUGACUUAAAACAUUUCCAUUUACAGGAACCCCGUUUAACGACGCUUUAAUAUUACCUUAUCUAGUUGAGGUAUCUGUUGUUUAAUGCAUUAAAAAUAUGAAGUCGUCUGGGUGCCGCCGCUCCUCUACAGAUUAGGCGGCCUUUGCCUUUGCUUUAGUCUGGUUAACUCGCUCGUGUCUGUUAUAAGCAACAUGUCGGGAUGUUCUUGAGCAGCCUAAUCAGCUGGGCCCCCAGGGGCCUCCUCUGUUAAAUUUAAAACCUCCUCCUCCGCUUCUCUGCAUAUUUAUCUGUGCCUUGUGUGUCUUCAGCGUUAGUUACUGACCUGGUAUCCAGGAGAGCGCCCUGCUCGUUACUCAUAAUUUCAAUCGCAAAUUAAAAUAUUUAAUUUGCAGCACUACAUAAAUAAUGGAAAACUGGAUUGGUGACCAGUAAAUACUCAUGUCUGUGCCAUCAUUGCUUUGAACACUAAAUACGCACCUUGCUGUUAUAACUUCUGUGCGAUGCAAUGUUUGCAGAAUGUGUAUAGACUAUAAGGAAAUCACGGUCUAGGUCAUUAUGCAGCGUUAGGUGAAAUUUCCGGAGAUUAUUGUAUAAAAUGCCUAAUUUUACUGGAGCACUUGUACAUUCAGUUAUGUAUAUUGUAAAGUAAUCGCAUCUUCGAGAGUAGUUAAAUGCAGUUGCUGCACAGACUUGUAUAAAGUUUGUCUUGCUGAAUAGGUAGAAAAUUGUCUCGCAAUUACAACCGCUCAAAUAAUUCACUGAACUCAGAUGGUCUAUUAGUUGUAAUAUUUGACAUAUGCAGACGUUUCGUAUAUGAUCAUGGCCAUUUCGUUGUGUAAAUGUAACGAUUACGGUGAAUAUUCCAGUUUUAGAUGAUUAAUUGUGUCUGUUUAUUUCGAUAUGACUUUUAAAUCACAUCUUGUUGGUUAUUCGCUUUCAAAGAUAAAAGGCAAUGUCUUUGAAUAUGUUCUUGGUGCGAAUUAGAUGGGCGUAAUCUCUACAUGAAUGAUCCACACUGUAAAAUGUGAAGUCUGCGUAAUGAAAAUGUGCGGAUUCGGUGUCCUGAGCCCUUAAUUUAUCUUGUCCUCGUCCAUUUCCAAACAGGCUAACAAUAAAGGAAUAUAUGUAUUAUGUAA
Brienomyrus brachyistius is the source of this 4381-nucleotide messenger RNA. It is a transcript of the gene mgrn1b, whose product is annotated as mahogunin, ring finger 1b. Bases 411 to 2096 code for a protein of 561 amino acids. Gene Ontology annotation, biological process: protein ubiquitination; negative regulation of G protein-coupled receptor signaling pathway; endosome to lysosome transport. The record is from RefSeq and is a predicted model, not a curated record. Gene Ontology annotation, cellular component: plasma membrane; cytoplasm; nucleus. Gene Ontology annotation, molecular function: ubiquitin protein ligase activity. Lineage: Eukaryota; Metazoa; Chordata; Actinopteri; Osteoglossiformes; Mormyridae. The transcript has 16 exons.